Molecule: messenger RNA, 1489 nt
Organism: Hypomesus transpacificus
Lineage: Eukaryota; Metazoa; Chordata; Actinopteri; Osmeriformes; Osmeridae
Gene: actc2
Product: actin, alpha, cardiac muscle 2
Exons: 7
Coding region: 101-1234 (377 amino acids)
Biological process (GO): actin-myosin filament sliding; actin filament organization; heart contraction
Cellular component (GO): actin filament; sarcomere
Molecular function (GO): myosin binding
Source: RefSeq, a predicted model, not a curated record
GACGCGCUUGCAGAGUAUAAAUUGCAGUCUUCCUUUUGCACUCUACCUGUUUCUUCUCAAUAACAGCUUUCUUGUGCUGAUCUGACACCCAUCUGACAUCAUGUGCGACGACGACGAGACUACAGCUCUUGUGUGCGACAAUGGUUCUGGGCUGGUGAAGGCUGGCUUUGCUGGUGAUGACGCACCUCGCGCGGUCUUCCCCUCCAUAGUCGGUCGUCCCCGUCACCAGGGUGUGAUGGUGGGCAUGGGACAGAAAGACUCGUACGUGGGAGAUGAGGCCCAGAGCAAGAGGGGUAUCCUAACCCUUAAGUACCCCAUUGAGCAUGGCAUCAUCACCAACUGGGACGACAUGGAGAAAAUCUGGCACCACACCUUCUACAACGAGCUGAGAGUGGCCCCCGAGGAGCACCCCACCCUGCUGACUGAGGCCCCCCUCAACCCCAAGGCUAACCGUGAGAAGAUGACCCAGAUCAUGUUUGAGACCUUCAACGUCCCCGCCAUGUAUGUGGCCAUCCAGGCUGUGCUGUCCCUGUACGCCUCCGGUCGUACCACAGGUAUUGUGCUGGACUCUGGUGAUGGUGUGACCCACAACGUGCCCAUCUAUGAGGGUUACGCUCUUCCCCACGCCAUCAUGCGUCUGGAUCUGGCUGGUCGUGACCUGACUGACUACCUGAUGAAGAUACUGACUGAGCGUGGCUACUCAUUUGUGACCACCGCUGAGCGUGAGAUUGUGCGUGACAUCAAGGAGAAGCUCUGCUACGUGGCCCUGGACUUUGAGAAUGAGAUGGCCACCGCCGCGUCAUCAUCCUCCCUGGAGAAGAGCUACGAGCUGCCCGACGGUCAGGUCAUCACCAUCGGCAACGAGCGUUUCCGCUGCCCAGAGACCCUCUUCCAGCCUUCCUUCAUUGGCAUGGAAUCUGCUGGGAUCCAUGAGACCACCUACAACAGCAUCAUGAAGUGUGACAUCGACAUCCGUAAGGACCUGUAUGCCAACAACGUCCUGUCCGGUGGUACCACCAUGUACCCUGGCAUUGCUGACCGCAUGCAGAAGGAGAUCACAGCUCUGGCCCCCAGCACCAUGAAGAUCAAGAUCAUUGCUCCCCCUGAGCGUAAGUACUCUGUCUGGAUCGGAGGCUCCAUCCUGGCUUCCCUGUCCACCUUCCAGCAGAUGUGGAUCAGCAAGCAGGAGUAUGAUGAGGCAGGCCCCUCCAUAGUCCACAGGAAGUGCUUCUAAACUGCAGCCUCUCUUCCCCAUGACUCCUCCCUUUGCUGCCCUAAUGGAUUCACUGACUCUUCACAUUACCUCCGCCUAUGGAUAUGGAUACAGAGAUACAGAUCCAUGCAGCCUCUCCUUAAACAUUUACAUUUUGUACAGUUUGUUUAUUACAUAUGUGGUGAUUUAUUGCAUCGUGAAGAUAAUGAUACUUGAAUUUGUAUUGGUUUGUAAAUAAACAAGACCUGGUUACUUGCACACAAGAGUAUUGAUGAG